AGAUGCGAUGCGAGACGCGUUUGCCCAACAGCCACAAAGGAGCACAAAGUGAAGUGACCAACUCAACACUACAACUGCGCGCUGCUUUGGAUAAACAUAACAGGAAUGCAGAGGUGCUCCUGGUGUUAGAAGAACCAUAGACCUUGAAGCACUUCCACAGAGAUAGAGCUGAUAGAGCCGAGGGAGCAGGAAAAAAUGGAAAAAUGCCAGUGUUUGAUUGUCAGGUUUGGAGCAACGGUGAAAUAGCGUAAACAAUGCAAGAUGGCCGCCCACAGGAUCAGAGUAACCACCAACAACAAUGUGCUCCCUAGAUGUAAAUCAGAGGGCACUCUUAUUGACCUUGAUGAGGGAGUGACUGAGGCGAGUCUUACAGAUGUCAAAGUGCCUUCUCCCAGUGCCUUGCGUUUGGCUCCCUCAACAUCAUUUGGAACUGCACGGGAAGUGGUUGCCAUAAAGGAUUACUGUCCAUCCAGUUUUACCACUCUAAAGUUCUCCAAAGGGGAUCAUCUCUAUGUGCUGGACGCAUCUGGUGGGGAAUGGUGGUACGCCCACAACAACCGAGAAAUGGGAUACAUCCCUUCGACGUAUGUCCAGCCGAUCAACUACAGGAACUCAUCUUUAAGUGACAGUGGGAUGAUUGACAAUCUUGGGGACUGCUCGGAGGAGGGGGCAAAAGAGCUGGACCUGCUGGGGGAGUGGACUGGAAUGUCGCUGAAGCCCUCCCUGCCUUAUGACAACAACAACCCCUUUUCCAUGCUCUCCUCAACCAAUCCAUUCCUAAAUGGGUCCAUGAAUGAUGUUCUUGAUCAGAACAGCAGUGAGAAGGUGAACCAGUGCAACAGCAUGGAUUUGCUUUUGUUUGACUUGCCUUCGGCCCCCUUCUCCACCACCAGCAACACAAAAGGGUACAGCAAUAGUGUCUUUGAUGGAACAUCCACCAGUGCUGAUUUUGAAGCCUUGCAGAUGAUUCGCAAGGGCAAUCCCUUUUUUCGAAGCAAGAGAUCUUACAGUUUAUCAGAGUUAUCUAUCUUACAAUCACAGUCAAAUCCUUCAUUGCUUUCAUCAGGGUUUUUUACAGGGCUCAAAGCUCCCUCCCCGGAGCAGUUUCAGAAUAGAGAGGACUUCAGGACAGCAUGGCUAAACCACCGAAAGUUGGCACGGUCUUGCCAUGACCUCGAGUCCCUUGGGCAGAACCCAGGCUGGGGUCAAACACAACCAGUAGAGACCAACAUUGUUUGCAAAUUGGACAGCUGUGGAGGGGCAGUCCAGCUACCAGAUACGAACAUCAGUAUUCAUGUUCCCGAAGGCCAUGUUGCAGUGGGAGAAACUCAACAAAUCUCUAUGAAGGCUCUACUAGAUCCUCCCUUGGAGCUAAACAAUGACAGAUGCUCCACUGUCAGUCCAGUGGUUGAGAUCAAACUCAGCAACAUGGAGAUUAAGUCAUUCAUUACCUUAGAAAUGAAGGUUUCCGUUGCAACUAGGACAGAAAGUCAAAUGGCGGAGGUUUUGUGUGUAAGAAGUGAUUGUAAAGAGGGUCCUUACUCUCCUGUUCCACAAGCUUACAUUUAUGGUGAUACAAUUCAGGUUCAACUGGACAACUUGGAGCCCUGCAUGUAUGUAGCAGUUAUUGUCCAGACCCAACAAAUUUCCUUCAAUUCAACUGUUUGGGACCAUAUGAUGAAGAAACUAACACUGGGUCUUUAUGGGCCCAAACACAUUCAUCCAUCUUUUAAGACUGUGGUGGCAAUUUUUGGCCAUGACUGUGCCCCCAAGACUCUUCUUGUUAGUGAAGUUGGGAAACAAGCAAAGUCUGCCCCUCCUGUUGCCCUACAACUGUGGGGGAAGCAUCAAUUUAUCCUUGGCAGACCACAGGACUUGCAAAUAGGCAUGUACUCCAACAUGUCAAAUUAUGAGGUCAAGGCAAAUGAUCAGGCUAGGGUUGUUCGUGGGUUUCAGAUCAAAUUAGGCAAGGUGAGUCGGCUCAUCUACAUGAUUACAUCUCGGAAUGCAGAUGAGAUUUCUGACUUCACGUUACGUGUCCAGGUAAAAGAUGAUCAGGAUUGCAUCCUUGCACAAUUUUGUGUUCAGACACCACAGCCGCCACCUAAAACCGGGAUACGAAACAACGGCCAGAGACGAUUUCUAAAGAAAAAGGAAGUUGAUAAAAUUAUUUUGUCUCCUCUGGCCAUCACCACCAAAUACCCACAGUUUCAAGAGCGCUGCAUUACCAACUUGAAAUUUGGUAAACUGAUCAAAACAGUUAUCAGGCAGACCAAGAAUCAGUACUUGCUGGAAUAUAAAAAAGGUGAUAUUAUUGCCCUACUCAGUGAGGAGAAGAUCAAACUCAAAGGACAACUAUGGACCAAAGAGUGGUACAUUGGAUACUAUCAGGGAAAGAUCGGGCUUGUACAUGUAAAAAAUGUGCUUGUCUUGGGAAAGGUCAAGCCUAUUUACUUUUGUGGGCCAGAUCUUACAAGCACAAUGCUGAUGGAACAAAUUCUGAAGCCCUGCAAGUUUCUCACUUACAUUUACGCCUCUGUGAGGACAAUACUUAUGGAAAAUCUGGGAAACUGGCGAGCAUUUGCUGAUGCCCUGGGCUAUGUGAAUCUUCCUUUGACAUAUUUUUGCAGAGCAGAGCUGGAUAGUGAGCCAGAGAGGGUUGCUUCAGUGCUGGAGAAACUAAAGGAAGAUUGCCUCAACAUGGAGACCAAGGAGAAAAAAUCUUUUCAGAAGGAACUUAUGAUGGUAAGCUUAUGCAUUUGUGUGAUGGUUUGUCUGAACUGCAUAGUUUAAAAACUAUUGUGAUUG
This is a messenger RNA of Carassius auratus (goldfish), 2808 nucleotides long. Its product is annotated as SH3 domain-binding protein 4-A-like. NCBI's taxonomy places the organism in Eukaryota, Metazoa, Chordata, Actinopteri, Cypriniformes, Cyprinidae. Gene Ontology annotation, molecular function: protein binding. Gene Ontology annotation, cellular component: cytoplasm. The transcript is spliced from 4 exons. Bases 262 to 2793 code for a protein of 843 amino acids. The record is from RefSeq and is a predicted model, not a curated record.